AUGCUGGCCGAAUUUGAUGAAAAGCAGAGAGAGAUCGAUCUUCGGCUGAACCUGGACGAGACGACGUUAUUGAGGAACGAAUGGCUUUCUGAAACAUCAUUCCGAACAUUCGACGGAACGAAUACAUCCGAAUCUCCCAGCUUUAUAUAUCUAGGUCGUGAAAGUUCUGUGAUCAUCGACCUGACCUCCGAGCUGGCUAGGACAAAACUAUCGCUUUGCGCACCGAAGGAAGAGUGCCGACCAGAUGUUCAGAUCUCUUUCAGAAGUGAUUCAAAGAAAAAUAUGACGCUCUUCGAUUCCCUCGCAAGAAAGAAGCCACUGGGCAAAUCUUCCAUGCGAUCGGGAGAAGUCAAAGCAUUACCUAUGUUUGCACGGGCUAUGGAGUGGGAAAAAAGGGUCAAUGGUUACCAAUUGAGGAUGUUUGCGUUGUGCUUUCUGUUUGCUCCUUAUAUUACUGCAGAAUCAGAAACAUUCAUGAAAUUCUGUCUCUCUCCAUCUUAUCAAGGAAAGGGUGUGUUGGAGAGCAAUGGCCGUUGCACAGUGCAGUAUCCCAAAAGGAUGAACGAUAGGCUGAAAGCGGAAGAAUUUUGUUUGAGAGCUUCGCCAUACACUUUCGUCGAGGCUGUUCCCGGAGAAUCAGUACGAUGUGUCUUUGUAAGAGAACACGUUUGUGAAGACCACGAGGAGGAUCUUUAUGAAAAAUGCUUCAUCGUGAAACAAGCGAUGGAGGGACCAUUCAAACCUGAUGCUUGCCCGAAGGAAUACACUUUACAUGUUGUCAGUGGCAAGAUAGAGUUACAGUGGCUUUCUGUUAUAUUCAGAAAAUAUCCCAGGGUAUGGGUUGGAAAUAAAGGAAGUUCUACCCGCGUGCUGAAACCAAAAGAACAAAGAGGAUCAAAAAAAGGUAAUAAAAACUCAGAAAAGAGUGAUAGGCCAAUAUUCGUUCAAUUGGCGAAAGGAUCAUUCGGCGGACUACGGCGAGGAGAAGCCUAUUUCGCCAAAGCCAGUGACAAACUGCCAUAUUAUCUGUGCUCUAAAUCCGCAGAUGCGUUUCAAGAAACUUUUGCGGAAGCAGGCGAAAUUCUUGAAAUCCUUGGUUUUGAGUCGGGAAGCUUCACUGGCAAAAAUGGUGAAAAUCUUUACGUCGUAAAUUUCGGUAACUUGCAUGCCGUGGAAGCGAAACGAUAUGAAGCGAACUUCAAAGAACUUCACAGCACUUGCAGGAUACUUCAAAAUGGGUUCGUUGCCGCUCAACAUGAUUUCAAAGAUAAGAACAACUUCCAGAAAGCUUUGGAUCUGAGUUAUAAUAUGCUACCGCGAGCAACAGUGGGACGUGAAUCCUCGUAUACAAUGGAUCCAAAUAAAGAUUGCAAGAAGGAAGAGUUUAUUCAAGAAACCAGGAAGAAAUGGAGUUACUUUGAUGAGCAGGCACAACCCUUGCAAGUCAAAAAGGAGCAUUGGUGCGACAAAUUUCCGGACAAUAUGUGUGCGGACACACCACGAAUCACCGCUGUUAUGCACAAAGAAGGUUACAUUGAUAUGCCAGCGAUGGCACGUCGUCCAAUAUUAUGCGCGUCAGCUGGUAGCGCGGAUCGCGGAAAACCUCCUCCACGGCGAGAAGAAGUCUGUAAUCGUGCUGCCCAUUUUAACAAGAACAGAAAUCGUUGCGAAUGCAACGACCCUAAAUCUGAUGGCAGAGUGAUGAAACCAGAGCUUUAUGGACAUUAUCCUCCCAUGAUGGUUAUCCCCUCCCCGCAAAGCACACCAUCGACUCAUUACCAGUUCAGUUAUGCAGUGCUUACAGGGGUGGUGGCCCCAGUGUUUGGAUACUAUCAUCAAUCAUCAAUAUUUGGAAGUAUCAGUCGUUGCAAAGUCUAUGUCGUCGGCCUUGAUGGUUUAAAUCUCUCUUACUUCAGUACUCAACGUUGA
Messenger RNA from Necator americanus (New World hookworm), 1929 nucleotides. RefSeq lists its product as uncharacterized. NCBI's taxonomy places the organism in Eukaryota, Metazoa, Nematoda, Chromadorea, Rhabditida, Ancylostomatidae. The transcript has 14 exons. The coding region runs from base 1 to 1929 and encodes 642 amino acids. The record is from RefSeq and is a predicted model, not a curated record.